UCACUAUAGAAAGCGCUGUCUGUCCGUCUCCUCUGACCUUGUUGAUGCUGCGUCGGCUACCCCACACUCUUCAUUGUCACACCCCGGCACUCCUCCGUUCUAGUCUUACUCCACCUACCGCCCGCACAAUGUCUACUGCCACUCACAACUACAAGCCUCGCGCCGGCUUCGAUGACUCUGGUGCUUCGGGCUUGUAUCAUUCUGCUCGACCCAACUACCCAGAGGCCUCCAUGCAGGCCAUCCUCGAAGCCGCUCAGGCCGGUAAGCCUUCCCCGCCGCUGCUGAACAUCCUCGAGAUCGGAUCCGGCACGGGAAUCUCAACGGAGAGUCUGCUGAGGGAAGCGGGUGAGACGAAGCUGAAGAUUGUGAAGUACCUGGCAGUGGAGCCUUCAAAGGGUAUGAGACAAGGAUGGGACCAGGCGAUUCGGGACAAGGUGCUGCUAGACCUUAGGCAGAGCGGCAAGCUGCCCGAAGAGGCGGAAGUGAGCUGUAUUGAUGGCUCCUUUGAGGAGUUGAAUGCGCCAAAGGGGGAGUGGGAUGCUGUCAUGAUCGCUCAGGCAUGGCACUGGUGUCCAGACCACCAUCGCAGCCUUGAAGCAAUUGCCUCUGCCCUGCGGUCCGGAGGUCAUCUCGCUCUCAUUUGGAACUUAGAGAACAAGGACACCGGUGCAAAGUGGGUCGGUCAGCUUCGAGAUCUAUAUGAGCCUUUCGAAGACGGCAGCCCGCAGUAUCGUCAUGGCUACUGGAAGACAAUGUACAAGGAGGCGGCCCUUGAGGCCAACUUCAACAUCGUGGAGCCCAAGCAUUUCACUCGUUCCAUACCCACCACUGUGGAAGGCGUCAAGAAUCGUGUCUUGAGCAAGAGCUACAUCGGUCUGCUGCCACAAGAGAAGCGAGAUACACUGAUGAAGGACAUUGAGGCUCUGUUCAGCUCAAAAUCGGACGAGGAGCUAGGGCGAAAGUGGAUCGACAAGGCAAAUGGGAUCUUUGAGUAUCCCUACACCACCGAUCUGUACCUGUUCCAGAAGAAGUGAGCUACGCCCAUGUGAUAGGAGUCGGCAUUGCCCAGGGGUGCAAUAGAUGAGUGACAUGAUGCUUGGUAUGCAUGACUCUCUCUGUGGAGCUGAGCGAUCGGGGCAGCAGCCGGGGCUCCUGAUUGUGGUCCCGGCGUCUGAGGGUUGGCCUCUUUCCGCGGUUUGGUGCCCUGAGUCUAAAAAUGCGCCGGCGUCUGUCUGUCUGCCUGUCAGUGGGCGUCUGCUGCCUGUCGCCGGCGCCCCCGCUUGAUGGACCCUCAUGGCAUUUGGCUGUCUGCCACUUUCUAGUCAUCUGAAACAAUGGAUGGCUCCUCACCUGAG
Molecule: messenger RNA, 1355 nt
Organism: Microstroma glucosiphilum
Lineage: Eukaryota; Fungi; Basidiomycota; Exobasidiomycetes; Microstromatales; Microstromataceae
Product: S-adenosyl-L-methionine-dependent methyltransferase
Exons: 5
Coding region: 129-1034 (301 amino acids)
Molecular function (GO): S-adenosylmethionine-dependent methyltransferase activity
Source: RefSeq, a predicted model, not a curated record